AAAAUCAUUCCUCAUUUUACAGAAAAACUAACAUGAGAACAGUGAGAAGCGAAAUGGCGAUUUCCACGGCGAUUCUUCUCCGAUCUCCGCCGUGAUUUUUCUUCGGUCUACAUCUCGCUUCUUCUUCUCCACCGCGCUUCUUCUUCUCCACCGUGCUUCUUCUUCUCUGUGGUUUUUUCAGGUGGAAGGAUUUGAAGUAGUAUGAAAAACACUAGCCACCGUCCACGUUUCACUGCUCCUGCCUCCUCAUUUGUUGCGCCUGCAGCCUCUUCAUCAGUCGCGCAUGCCUCCUCCUCGGUCGUCGCUCCUGCUUCUUCUGGUGCGCCUGCCACUGCUGCUGAUGCUACACAGGUUAUAACUAUAACUGAUAUUGAAAAAAGUGAUGAUUCUACUUCUGAUACAAGUGAUGAUGAAUUUUUGGACUUUGUCUUAUGUGGUAUCAUUUAUGACUAUCAUCAGAAACACUUUGACAAAUCAAAGGUUUUGACAUCUUCAUUGUCUGGUCGCGAGUUUGUGGCUGAAGUGUUAAAUGGUUCUGGAACUAGCUGUUUUGAUCUAUUUCGAAUGAAGAAAGAGUGUUUUCUUAAUUUCUGUAAUGAACUGAGAGACAAGAACUACUUAAGUGACUCGAGGGAUGUGCUUGUUGAAGAGAAAGUUGCUACAUUCUUAUUCAUAAUUGGUCAUAAUGUUCGUCAUAGAGUUGCUUCAAACCGUUUUCAACAUUCCACAGAAACAAUCUCACGCAAUUUCAAGGAAGUAUUAAGGGCAGUGUGUCGAUUAGGAAAAGAACUGAUAAAGCAAGAGUCUAUGGAGUUGCCUAGUAGAAUUAAGAAUAAUCCAAAAUAUUAUCCUUGGUUCAAGAAUUGCAUAGGUGCAAUUGAUGGUACACAAAUAAGUGCAUGGGCUCCUGCUGAGAAACAAAUUUCAUGUAGAGGUAGAAAGGCAACAAUCACUCAGAAUGUCAUGUGUGCUUGUGAUUUCAACAUGAUAUUUACAUAUGUAUAUUCGGGGUGGGAAGGAAGUGCACAUGAUUCUAAAGUUUUACUUGAUGCAAUUACAAAUCCAAAUGCAGGAUUUCCUUGGCCACCUAAAGGUUCAUUUUAUCUUGUUGAUUCUGGGUAUCCAUGUACCGGAGGUUUUCUUCCCCCUUAUAGAGGUGAAAGAUAUCAUGCACAAGAAUAUCGAGGUCAAGGUAGACAACCAAAAAGUUCAGAAGAGUUAUUUAACUUCAGGCACUCGUCUUUAAGGAUGACAAUAGAGCGUUGUUUUGGGGUGUUGAAAAACAGAUUUCCUAUUUUAAAGUUAAUGCCUUCCUACAAACCUUCAAGGCAAAGACUCAUAGUAACUGCUUGUUGUGCUAUUCACAAUUACAUACGCAAGUGGAAUUUGCCUGAUGAGUUGUUUAGGAUAUGGGAGGAAAUGGAUGAUAUAGAACUUGAGGCGGUGAACGAGGUUCCUAACCUUGAAGGGAGCUCGAAUGUUGAAAACUUAACAAGGUUAUCUAAUGAAGGUGCAACUGAGAUGGCAAUGGAUAGGAAUCAUCUUAGAGAUAGGAUGUGGGUACAUCGUCAUAAUUAAUCGAACUAAUUACACUUUUUUUUAAAUUUUCUUAUAUGCAACAAUGGAGUAUGGAGUUUUGUUAGUUAUUUUGCGGAUGAUUGUUUUUGUUUGCUAAUUUGAUGUUUAUGUUAUCGACAUUAAUAUGCUAUAAUAUUUUUAUAUGUUUCACAUUUUACAA
Messenger RNA from Medicago truncatula (barrel medic), 1738 nucleotides. RefSeq names its product protein ALP1-like. The transcript has 5 exons. The record is from RefSeq and is a predicted model, not a curated record. Lineage: Eukaryota; Viridiplantae; Streptophyta; Magnoliopsida; Fabales; Fabaceae. Bases 202 to 1578 code for a protein of 458 amino acids.